UAUUUGGAUUUAAUUAAAAAUUAAUUAUCAUAUUAAUGAGGAGGUGAUUAAUUAUUAUCUAAAUUUCUAUUAAAAAAAUUUAUGCUUGGGGGGACCUCUAAAUUCUUCCUAAGAUCAUCUAUUUUUCCAAAAUAAGAUUGAUUAUUUAAAGUAAUAUAAAGUAGUUGCGAAACAGUAUUAUUACAAUCACGAUGUCCAUUUGCAAUGGUUCUCUCAUAACCUCGCCAAAUUCUUUAGAUCAAUCCUCGGAUCCGAUCAAGCAACCCAAUAAUUAUCAUCAUUCCUUAAAAAAUCACAUAAGUCUAGAGAAAGAUAAACUUAUCCACGCCAUCGAUGUUCCGAUAUCAAACGGAUACGGACACCACGACGAAGAUGACGAUGCUUAUAGCUCACUCCCCGAUGAUUCACCUAUCUCUCACGAUGACCAGUUUAGUAAUUCCCUCUCAAGUAAUCUUUCCCCUACUUUUACCUCGGAAAAAAACCUUGAGAAAACGGUGGAAGAAACGCUAAUUGCUUCAGCCGAAGAAUCUUGCUCAAACCCUCCUGAAUCCAUUCCAAAAUUAAAAACGGAACCUGAAACCAUGCCUAAGGAGCAAACAUAUCAUAACGUUUACCCCGACGGCCUAUCUGUCAUUGAAAACUGGGCCGACAACGAUUUAAAACCGCUCACCAUCCCGCACAAGCUUAAAUAUAUUGCCGAUACAAAUCCCCAAGCUGCGGCGUAUUACUACAAAACUGACGGGGAAGAUACGCAUUGGGAAAGCGUGACCUAUCGCGAAUAUUUACAAGAUAUAAGACGCGUGGCCAAGGCCUUUCUAUCGUUAGGCUUGGAGAAGUUUCACGCCGUGACCAUAAUCGGCUUUAAUGCUCCAGAAUGGGUUGUGUCUAAUUUUGCAGCCAUAUUUGCGGGAGGGUUGUCCACCGGGGUCUACACUACGAAUAGCGCUGAAGUUUGUUUUCAUAUAAUGAUGGACUGUAAAGCAAAUAUAUGUGUGGUAGAAGAUUGGAAUCAAAUGAAUAAAGUUCUGAGCGUAGCCGACAAAUUACCGAACCUAAAGGCAAUAAUUCAAUAUAGGGAACAGGAUUUUCCCUCAGAGUCAAAACUCAGCCAUGCCAGACACUUCAAAAUAUUGAAAUGGUCCGAUUUAGACAGGUAUUCUGAAAUGACAUCCGAAGACAUCUUAAACGAAAAGAUUGAAUCUCAAAAACCUAAUAAUUGCAGCACAUUGAUUUAUACAUCAGGAACUACCGGAAACUCUAAGGGUGUAAUGAUUAGCCACGAUAAUUUGAUAUGGACCUCGACAAUCCUUUCAAAUUACAUAAAAUCUCAACACCGUUCAGAAAGAAUGGUUAGCUAUCUUCCCCUAAGCCAUGUAGCUGCUCAAAUGACUGAUAUAUACAUGCUUAUGGAAUCCGCAUCCAGUCUUUGGUUCGCUAAGCCCGAUGCCUUGAAGUGCAGUUUAGUAACGACCUUAAAAGAAGCCAAACCUACUAUAUUCAUGGGUGUACCUCGAGUAUGGGAAAAAAUUGCUGAAAAACUUUUUAUUAUGAAUAAAUCACUUCACGGCUUUAAGAAAUCUAUUUCAGACUGGGCCAAAGAUAUAGGGAAGCGUGGAAGCACGGCAUUGAUGAAAGGCGACUCCCUUCCUUGGGGCCAUUAUCUCGCCAAUCGCUUGGUUUUUUCUCGUAUUAAGACUGCCUUGGGCCUCAACCAUUGUCGGUUUUUUAUCAGCACGGGAGCUCCUUGUUCCUCGGCCACUUUAACCUUUUUCGAAUCCCUUGAUAUAAGGAUACAAGAAGUUUACGGAGCUUCAGAAUGUACAGGACCAGCUAGCGUGAAUUAUCCUGAGGUAGGCUUUUCUUGGAUAGGAAGUUCUGGACCUCUUCUUCCCGGAACUCAGGUCAAGAUAAUGAAACGGGAUCCGAUAAAAGAUAGAGAGAAUCAAGAUGCCGCAGUUAAAUAUGGCAUUAAAUGCGAAGACAAUCGUGAACUUGGAAAUAAUAAUUGUAGUAACGGGUCAAUUAUUCAUAUUAGCAAUGGUGAUGUAAAAACUCUAUGUUCAUCUCAGGAUGAUAUUCUAAAUGAAGAUAUGGAAGGAGAGAUACUGAUAAAAGGAAGACACGUUUUUAUGGGUUACCUUAACAUGCCCCAGCAAACGAUUGAAGCCAUUGAUUUAAAUGGAUGGUUUUCUACUGGUGACAUGGGAAAAUUAACCAAAACCUCAACUGGAGGCCCUUUCCUCUACAUAACGGGAAGAUUAAAAGAAUUGAUUGUAACUGCCGGUGGAGAAAAUAUCGCUCCUAUACCCAUUGAAAAUAUUAUCAAAGAACAACUAUGCGAACUGGUCAGCAACGUUAUGGUGAUCGGUGAUUACAGAAAGUUUUUAUCAGUGAUACUAACGUUUAAAACAGAAAUUGACAUAAAUACCGGGUUAUGUUCUCAGACAUUACUCCCUUCAGUUCAAAAAUUUAUCCUUGAUUUGAUUAAUCAAGUUUCUUCAACCUCAUCCAAAAUCACAGACUCAUUUGAAAAUAAUUGCGCUAAUGCUGAUGAGUGUAAAAAAGAAAGUACCUAUUCUAAUGGCAAGGUGAACUGCUGCUGCAAUGACAAAAAAUUAUCAAUGAAUUCUCUCUUGGUCAAGAAUUUGAUUCAAAAUAUGCCGCUUACACUAAAAAGAUAUAUAGAUGAUAGGAUAGACGUCACAAAUACAAAAGCCGUUAGCAGAGCUGCUUUCAUAAGAAAAUGGGUCUUUUUGGAAAGUGAUUUCACUAUACCUGGUGGAGAAUUAGGGCCCACUAUGAAACUCAGACGCCCUUAUAUAUUAAAUAAAUAUUCUCAAGUAAUUGAAUCUUUCUAUAGUGACAGUAAAGAAAUAAAUAAUGGUCAAACUCUGGAAUAUAGAACUUCCUAACCUUCAUAAAAUGCGUUGUUUUAAAUUGAAAUAAACAUUUAUUAUAUUAAUAUACUAAAAUAAGGAUUGUUUUUUUUUUAUAAAAGUUACAUUUGUACAUAGAUAUUUUUCCUUAUAUUAAAAAAUAUUUUUUUUAAAGUUGGAAUAAAGAACAAUAUUUAAAAUGCCAAAAUUACCCCCCCCCCCCCACCCUACCCCUCUUCCAUUCAAUCUGGAAACAUAAUAUUUAGUUUUAAUUAUGGCAAUUAAUGACUUGUAAAGCACAAUAUAUAAUAUUUUCAGUGUACUUAAAAGGCUAUGGUCUCAUAUAAUUUUUUAAAUAUUGUGAUUUAUAAAUCGUGAUUAUUGAUAAUUAUUUGUAGAUUAAUUUAUUUAGUAUUUAUAUAUAUAAUUUUUUAAAUUUUCUAAUCAAUAUUUUGUAAAUUAAUAGUUUGCACAAAUAAUAUUUAUGCUUUAUAAUAUACUCUUAUUUCUCAUUUGAAACUUUUACUUUUAAAUUCAAAUUAAACGAUAAAUAUAUCAAACCCAAUCACAUUCAUAUGAUUGUAUAGAUUUGUCGUACCAAGUUACGAGUUCAACCCUAUAAUUAAAAUUGGUCAAUUUACACAUCUUUGAGAGAGUUGUAUAUUUUAUUUAAACACCAUAUUUAUAAAAUUAUUAUGUAACAUCUUUUUUAAAAUUGACUAUAUAAUAUAAUACGCAUAUAAU
This is a messenger RNA of Gordionus sp. m RMFG-2023, 3620 nucleotides long. Its product is annotated as long-chain-fatty-acid--CoA ligase ACSBG2-like. Gene Ontology annotation, molecular function: long-chain fatty acid-CoA ligase activity. NCBI's taxonomy places the organism in Eukaryota, Metazoa, Nematomorpha, Gordioida, Chordodea, Parachordodidae. The coding region runs from base 192 to 2912 and encodes 906 amino acids. The transcript has 14 exons. Gene Ontology annotation, cellular component: endoplasmic reticulum; membrane. The record is from RefSeq and is a predicted model, not a curated record.